GGUUGUUGUUUCACUUGCUGUGUGAACCUGACAAGAACAUCAUGGAGGGUGAACCAUGGCUGAAUCUAUUCCUGCUCGCAAUACUGUGUCCUCUCAUAACUGGUGCACCAUCCUUUAUUCCAUGCCCUGAUGAGAAUCUCAGUAUUAUUGGGGGGAGAUUUGCUUUCUCAGAAGAUGGGAGCGCUGUAAGAUACAGCUGUUCAGAAGGCUAUUACCCAACUGUUAGAAUCCGUCUCUGUGUUAGGGGGAGAUGGAACCCGUUGCCCAAAAAAAAACUCCCAGAGUGCCAGAAAAUCACAUGUCCUGAUCCUCGCGGAUUUGAAAAUGGAGAGGUGUAUCCAUUUCAGAGGCAGUAUUUUGUGAACGACACAACCAACUACUCAUGUAAUUCUGGCUAUGAUUUCCGUGGCUCGGGGACUCGUGUUUGCAAGGUGAAUGGGAAAUGGAGUGGAGGCACACCAGUCUGUGGAAGAAACUCUGAUCUCUGUCCUGAUCCUGGGAUUCCUGCCGGCUGUACAAGAGAAGGCCACAGGUUUAAUAUAGACGACAAAGUCACGUACCGCUGUGAAAAUAAAUUUACUCUGGUUGGUUCCAAAGAGCGAGUCUGUCAGGAGAAUGGCCAGUGGUCAGGAACAGAGCCACAGUGUUACGCUGAUUUCACAUAUGACAGCCCAGAGGAAGCAUCAGAGGGUUUCAGCAGUUCUCUAAAGUCCAGUCUAGCGGUUUCUCAACAACAUGAAGGAAAAGAUCAGUAUGGAAAGCAAAUACAUGUGAAUAUAGGGGGAAAACUUGACAUCUACAUUGCUCUGGAUGCAUCUGCCAGCAUAACAAAAGAUGACUUACUAAAGGCAAAAACUGUCAUUAAAACACUUAUCGAAAAGAUCAGUUAUUACGAGGUCUCCCCAAAUUAUGAGAUCCUGAUUUUUGCCACAGACGUUACACGGAUAGUCUCCAUGAGGGACUUCAAGAGCGAGCAAAGAAAUAAUCUGUUAGAAAUUCUUCAAAGACUGGAGGAUUAUAACAGUAAAGGUGAACGAACAGGAACUAAUAUCGCUCUGGCAUAUAAGAGCAUUUUAGAAAGCAUGAAAAUCGAGCAGCUGAGAAACAAAGAGGACUUCAAGAAGACCCAACAUAUCGUCAUCAUGUUCACUGAUGGUCAGGCGAACAUGGGUGGUAAUCCAAGACCAUGGGUGGACGAGAUCAAAGAACUUGUAAAACAGAAUUCUCCUUCAGAGGAGGAAAAUCUUGAGCUGUAUGUGUUUGGGAUGGGAGAUAGUGUGAAUGCUGAGAGCAUUAAUGAUUUGAAGACUGACAGGGGAAAUGAGAAGUUUUUCUUCAAGCUUAGGGACUUGACAGAAUUGCAGAAGACAUUUGAUGAAAUGAUCGAUGAGGGCUCCAGUGUAGCAUUAUGUGGACUUUACAGAGAUUAUGACGAUGAAACUGAUUCCCACAAACGUUAUAAAUACCCCUGGUUGGCAAAGAUCACUGUGGCUCGCAGCAAUGGAAAAAUGUCAAAUUGCAUAGGGUCAUUAGUCACCUCAAGCUUUAUCCUGACAGCAGCUCACUGCUUCAGGUUUGACGACACACCUGAUAGAAUAACUCUUGAUUUCGGUUCAGAUAAUAAAGGAAUAAAAGUGAAAAAUUACAUACUUCAUCCUCGCUAUGAUGUUGCAGCAAAAAAGAAAAUGGGAAUACCUGAAUAUUAUGAAUUUGAUGUGGCUCUUAUUCAGUUGGAGGAUCCUGUUAUUAUGGGAGUCGGUCUUCGAACAAUAUGCAUCCCCUGCACCAAGGAAACAAGUGGAGCUCUGAAACUUUCAGAUAGAGAAGUAACAUGCAGAAAACAUCAGGAAGAGCUAAUGAGUGGAGAAACAGUGAAAGCUUCUUUCAUGUCUGUCGUGGAUAAUGACAUUGAAAAUAAACUAAUUACAAUCAAGCAGGGAAAAUGGAGGGAUGCUUGUGUUGAAGAUGCCAAAAAAGCUAAAGGAAUUAAUGCGACAAAUGCUAAAGAUAUUGUUACAGAUAAUUUUCUGUGCAGCGGUGGUACUGAACCUACUGUGGAUGAUGUUGCAUGCAAAGGUGACUCUGGAGGGGCCACUUAUGUGGUUCCAGGCAAUCGACUAGUCCAGGUUGGUAUCGUAAGCUGGGGAGUGGAGGACCUGUGCAAGGACACCAGAAAGCCUAAACCUCGUUCAUACACCAGGGAUUACCAUACAAAUCUGUUCAGUGCAGAAGUACGUGAAUUCCUUAAACGCUACCUAGGAGAUGAGAAACUGGGAACCCCUCUUACAUUCCUGUGAACACUGUGUUUAACAGUAUUCUAUUUGCCUGCUCAGAAACAUUAUGCACAUCUCUCAGUUAACUCAAAAUGUAUUUUCCUGCUCUGGAAUUUGUAAGAAAUGUGACAUAAUAAAAGCAUUGUGAAAUAAUGAA
Carassius auratus (goldfish) is the source of this 2430-nucleotide messenger RNA. RefSeq names its product complement factor B-like. The record is from RefSeq and is a predicted model, not a curated record. Gene Ontology annotation, molecular function: serine-type endopeptidase activity. Gene Ontology annotation, biological process: response to bacterium; complement activation; proteolysis. Gene Ontology annotation, cellular component: extracellular region; extracellular exosome. The transcript has 18 exons. The coding region runs from base 42 to 2297 and encodes 751 amino acids. NCBI's taxonomy places the organism in Eukaryota, Metazoa, Chordata, Actinopteri, Cypriniformes, Cyprinidae.